This is a messenger RNA of Humulus lupulus (European hop), 1220 nucleotides long. Its product is annotated as transcription factor FER-LIKE IRON DEFICIENCY-INDUCED TRANSCRIPTION FACTOR-like. The coding region runs from base 52 to 1092 and encodes 346 amino acids. Lineage: Eukaryota; Viridiplantae; Streptophyta; Magnoliopsida; Rosales; Cannabaceae. The record is from RefSeq and is a predicted model, not a curated record. The transcript is spliced from 4 exons. Gene Ontology annotation, biological process: regulation of DNA-templated transcription. Gene Ontology annotation, cellular component: nucleus. Gene Ontology annotation, molecular function: protein dimerization activity; DNA-binding transcription factor activity; sequence-specific DNA binding.
GAUCAAAAUUGGGAUAAGGAUUAAUGAACCAAUCAAUUGAUCCAAACUCCAAUGAUGGACAACAUAAACGACUUCGAGUUACACGACUUCAUUGCAGACUCGAACUUCGAUCAGUUGAUCGAUCUAAUUCGUGGCGAAAACGAAGACCCUCUUGUGAAUUUCGGCUGUGACGACCUCAUCAACGGCUCUAAUAAUUUCGUCCACGCUACUAUUAAUCAUCAUGAUCACCCCUUCCUCGGUGUCGAUCGUCCGUUAAAUGUGGCCACCGAUAAUAACAAUCACGUCUUUGGUUUCAACGCUACUCCAAUGGUGUCGUCGGACCCCAAUUCAUUGUCGUUUAUUGAUACUGUAAUGCCAGAGUAUUUUGAUGGGGAGAUCUUGAACAUGGAUAUGGUUGAUAAAGGUGAUGGUGAUGAUGAUGAUGAAGAAGAUGAUGGUGAUGAUUCCUCUGGAACGACAACCACAACAACGACAACGCCAAAUGCGUCGUCGAAAAGGCCAAAAGUUGACCGGUCGAGAACUUUGAUCUCCGAGCGGAGGAGACGAGGUAGGAUGAAGGAAAAGCUCUACGCUCUGCGCUCCUUGGUUCCUAACAUUACAAAGAUGGAUAAGGCUUCCAUAGUUGGAGAUGCGGUACUCUACGUACAGGAUCUGCAAACGCAAUCCAAGAAGCUAAAAGCUGAGAUUGCUAGUCUUGAAGCUUCCUUAGAGGAAGUGGAAAGAUAUCAAGGGUCAACAACAGAAAACUCAAAGAAGAUCAAAGAUGUCAAAACAAACGGUUCCCUUGCCAAAAUGAAGAUCAUAACUCAGAUGGACAUGUUUCAAGUUGAAGAGAGAGGAUUCUAUGUGAAAGUAGUGUGCAAUAAGGGAGAGAGGGCAGGCAUAUCACUUUACAAAGCUCUUGAAUCGCUUACCAACUUCAAUAUUCAGAGCUCCAACUUGGCCACUGUUUCUGAUACUUUUGUACUCACUUUUACUUUGAAAGUUCUUAAAGAAUGUGAUCAACGGGAACCUAUCAAUUUGCCAAAUUUGAAGCUUUGGGUUACAGGAGCUUUCAUUAACCAAGGAUUUGAACUCAAGACAGCCUUCUAGUUAGCUAGAUCUGCUUUUUAUAAUAUUUUUACAUUAAACCCUCAAUAUAUAGGUCUUUUUUUCAUUUUACGUGUGAUAUGUUGUAGCACUAUAUAUUGUCUUUAUAAAUGGAAAAUUAUUCAAGACUA